AUGGUGUCCAUCGACGAGGCCGAGCGGUCCCUGACCAGGAAGCGACCCCACGAUACCGCCAGCAUCUCUGGCAGCUCAACGUCGAGCGACGGCUCUGCCCACAAGAAGAAGCGCAAGGAGAAGCGAAACGGCGCCAAGAACACCAAUGGGGUUUCCCCGGCGCGCUCCAAGGCUUUCGACAAGAGGCGCAAUAGCCUGGGCGCCGCCGCCAGAGACCCCCGCGACGAGCCCGUCGUCACGGUCAAGUCCAAGAAGAAGGCCAAGGCCACGACACAGAGCGAUGCGGAAUCAGAGACCACCCCGAGUUCAGUCGUGGACUUUGACGGGCUCAGCCGGCCGAGCAUUGGAACCCUCCAGCGCCGCGAGGAGAGCCCAGAACAAGCCAAGAAGCGUCUUGAGAAGAUGCGCGGCGCCGUCCGUACUUUACUCGAAUGCGUCGGCGAGGAUGCGGACCGUGAGGGGUUACUCGACACCCCGGAGCGCUACGCAAAGGCCCUCCUAUUCCUCACCAAGGGCUACCAGGAGAGCAUGGAGGAUCUUGUGAAUGGCGCGCUUUUCCACGAGGGCCACAACGAACUCAUUGUAGUCAAAAACAUUGAGAUCCACUCGCUAUGCGAACACCACCUCGUUCCAUUCAUUGGCAAGAUGCACAUUGGAUACAUCCCAUCCCAGACUGUCAUUGGCCUCUCCAAGCUGCCUCGCAUUGCUGAAAUGUUUGCCCGCCGCCUACAAAUCCAAGAGCGUCUCACCAAAGAGGUCGCUCACGCCAUCAUGGAGAUCUUGAAACCUCAGGGCGUCGCAGUUGUCAUGGAAUCAUCUCACCUCUGCAUGGUCAUGCGCGGCGUUGAGAAGACCUCAUCAACAACCAUCACGAGCUGCGUCUUGGGCUGUUUCGAGCGCAAGUCGAAGACGCGGAAUGAAUUUCUCAGCCUCGUCGGUGUGAACCGAUAG
Messenger RNA from Clonostachys solani, 951 nucleotides. The record is from the annotation of a GenBank genome assembly. Lineage: Eukaryota; Fungi; Ascomycota; Sordariomycetes; Hypocreales; Bionectriaceae.